This is a messenger RNA of Dermacentor silvarum, 530 nucleotides long. RefSeq lists its product as uncharacterized. NCBI's taxonomy places the organism in Eukaryota, Metazoa, Arthropoda, Arachnida, Ixodida, Ixodidae. Bases 17 to 406 code for a protein of 129 amino acids. The record is from RefSeq and is a predicted model, not a curated record. The transcript is spliced from 2 exons.
GGCACUGGAGGACAAAAUGUUCGGUCCUUUGGCGACCACCUUCCACAGCAACGCACCGCAGCUCAUGACAGUGCCUGCAGCAGUAGUGUACAGCGCUGCGGUCAACCUUUCGCUGGACCGCUGGACGGCGGUGUUCAAGCAAGAGGGCGUCGAGGUGCGCGGGCUGCUGGUGUUCCUCACGUGGAACCUGCCCUUCUUCAGCACCUUCGUCCGCCUUUGGGCACGCUACGGAGAGCGGGACAUGUACGCCUACGUGUCGUGGUGCACGGUCCAGUUGGCAGCACUCUUCGCGAACAGCGAGCUCGUCAAGAACUUCUACGAACCUACCGCAGCGGGCCUUGUUCUCGCACGGCGUGUUUUGCCUGAGCCGCACGUACAUGGGUUCCGGGAAACCGCUACUCACUAGCUAUGGCCGCGAAGUUCUGCCCGCAGUGGUGAGACCAGCAGCGGAGUCCCUCAGUCUAGGCGUCCGCGUCGCUUUCAAGAAGCGCCUGUCCGCCUGGGCUGACUACAACGACAGCGUGGCCGUG